AUGAACACGGCCCACCGUGUACUCCCGCUGGACAAAGUGGAGAAGAAUGCUCUGCGAGCAGCCGUAGUUGCUCCUCACAUCGAGUCUUUCAACCACUUUAUCAACACCGCCAUCCCUGCCAUGGUCAAGGAUAUUCAACCUAUGUACGUGGAGGCCGAGUCGCCGGCGCAGCAGUCUGUUAAGCUCUGGAUCUCUUCGUUCUCGGUGGGCAAGCCCGUCGAGUCGGCGUCGGGCGUGGCCAACCCCACCGCGCUCCUCCCCUCGGCCUGCCGUGAGCGGAACAUGAGCUACUCAGCGCCGAUGCAUGUGCGGAUUAUGCGGUCGGUCGAUGGUGGCCCACCCAUGGAGACAGCCCACGAGGUCGGGCUCCUCCCCAUCAUGGUCCAGUCGGACAAGUGCCAUCUCAAGGAGAUGUCGCCGAAGGAGCUGGUGGCCGUCGGCGAGGAGGCCUCCGAGGCCGGUGGCUACUUUAUCGUCAACGGACGUGAAAAGAUCCUCCGCAUGCUCAUCAUGCCGCGCCGGCACUACCCGACCGCCAUCAUCCGGCCGUCGUUUGCCAAGCGCGGGCCGCAGUACUCGCAGUACGCCGUUUCGCUCCGCUCGGUCCGGCCCGACUGCUCCUCGGUCACCAACAACGUGCACUACCUUAACAACGGACACGUCAACUUCCGCUUCCUCCUCCGCAAGCGCGAAUACUUUGUGCCGGUCGCUGUCCUCCUCCGCGCCCUCAUGCCCACCACCGACCGCGAGAUGUUUGAGCGCCUCGCCCAGGGCAACUUUGACAACACCUACCUUGUCUCGCGCCUCGAGAUCCUCCUCUGCCAGGGCCAGAAGUUUGCCCUCUACACGCAGGAACAGGCCCUGGCAUUCCUCGGCUCGCGCUUCCGCCCCAUGCUCUACCACCCGCGCGCCUGGACCGACGCCGAGGUUGGCCGCGCCCUCAUCCGCGACUACGUCUUUAUCCACCUUGGCGACGACCUCCGCGCCAAGUACGAUCUCACCAUCUCCAUGGUCCAGAAGCUCUACGCCCUUGUCCAGGGCCACAUCCAGCCGGACUCGUCCGACGCUGCCAACAACCAGGAGAUCCUCGUCGUCGGCCACCUCUUUGGCGCCAUGCUCCGCGAGCUCCUCGAGAAGCAGCUUGGCGUCAUCAAGCUCGGCAUCCUCCGCGCCUACCGCCGCGGCGACUCCACCACCGACGUCGAGAACGCCAUCUGGUUCUCGCGCCUCAUGGCGCGCUCCACCAUGGACAUUGGCAAGCGCUUUGCCUACCUCAUGGCCACUGGCAACCUCAAGUCCGACUCGGGCCUCAACAUGGGUCAGGUUGUCGGCUACACCAUCAUGGCUGAGAAGCUCAACGUGCUUCGCUUCCUCGCCCACUUCCGCUGCGUCCACCGUGGUGCCUUUUUCUCCGAGAUGAAGACCACCUCAGUCCGUAAGCUUCUCCCCGAGAACUACGGCUUCCUCUGCCCUGUCCACACUCCUGAUGGUGCUCCGUGUGGUCUCCUCAACCACCUGGCCGCCAAGGCCCGCGUCGUCUCCACCGAGCCGCCGCCGGCCCGCCUCCUCCCGGUCCUCGCCAGCCUCGGCGUCCGCAUGGUCACCGACCCGGGCGUUGCCCCGCUCGACCACGUCCCGGUCUUCCUCGAGGGCCGCAUCGUGGGCUCGGUCGCCGUUGAACACGCCGCCAUCGUCGCCGACCAGCUCCGCCACUUUAAGGUCCAUGGCAAGUUCCACGUUCCGGCCACUCUCGAGAUUGCGUACGUCGCCUCGGAGCUCCCGGUCCACCUCGUCCGGAGCAAGGCCGCCCAGGCGCCGGCUCUGCCCGCCGCGCACGGCUCCUCGUCAUCCGAGUCGGACGACGACGCCGCCGCGCCGCCGGCCGGCAAGGACGCCGCCCGCAACGUCACCCUCCCGCCCGGCCAGUUCCCGGGCAUCUACCUCUUCUCCGGGCCCGGUCGCCUCAUGCGCCCGGUGACCAACCUCCGCGAGGGCAAGCAGGAGCUCAUCGGCUCGUUUGAGCAGCUCUACCUCCACGUCGCCUGCCUCCCCGACGACAUCCUUCCGGGCAUCACCACCCACAAGGACGAGUCGCCGACCGAUAUGCUCUCGGUCGUCGCCCUCCUCACGCCCUUCUCCGACUUUAACCAGUCGCCGCGAAACAUGUACCAGUGCCAGAUGGGCAAGCAGACCUUUGGUUCGCCGUCGACAGCGUACGCCAAGCGGACAGACAACAAGAUGUACCGCAUCCGCACCCCGCAGACCCCGAUUGUGCAGACCGAGGCCCACUCGGCGUACCAGAUCGACGAGUUCCCGCAGGGCAUGAACGCCAUUGUCGCCGUCAUCUCGUACACCGGCUACGACAUGGAAGACGCCAUGAUCAUCAACAAGCAGUCGUACGAGCGCGGCUUUGCCCACGGCUCCAUGUACAAGACCGACCUCAUCGACCUCUCCGAGACCUCGUCCGACGAGCACGGCAUCGCCAUGUUCUGCAACAUCAAGCCCGGGACCACCGACGAGCUCGAGUGCAAGGAGCUCGACGCCGACGGCCUCCCGCCAGUCGGCACCCUCCUCACCAAGGGCUCGCCGUACUACGCCCGCCUCAACCCGGUCGCCUCCUCGGUCACCAUCGUUCGCUACAAGUACGAGGAGCCGGCGUACGUCGAUCAGGUCCGCGUCAUGGAGCCCAAGACCGCCAUGGCCCGCAACCUCGGCCUCGUCCGCGUCUCCAUCAAGCUCCGCUACGUCCGCAACCCCAUCAUCGGUGACAAGUUUUCGUCGCGUCACGGCCAGAAGGGUGUGCUCUCGCAGCUCUGGCCCAUGGAGAACAUGCCGUUCACAGAGUCGGGCAUCACCCCGGACAUCAUCAUCAACCCGCACGCCUUCCCCUCGCGAAUGACCAUUGGCAUGCUCAUCGAGAUCAUGGCCGCAAAGUCCGGCGCCCUCUACGGCAAGUUCCAGGACGCCACCCCGUUCUCCUUUAUCGACAACGGGCACGCCUCGGAGUUCUUUGGCGAGCAGCUCCGCUCCGCCGGCUACAACUACUACGGCUCAGAGCCCAUGUACUCGGGCAUCACCGGGACCGAGUUCUCGGCAGACAUCUUUAUGGGCGUCUGCUACUGGCAGCGUCUCCGUCACCUGGUCUCGGACAAGCACCAGGUCCGUGCCACCGGCCCGGUCUCCGACCUCACCCGCCAGCCGGUCAAGGGCCGCAAGCGCGCAGGUGGUAUCCGCUUUGGCGAGAUGGAGCGCGACUCGCUCAUUGCCCACGGCACCUCGUUCCUCCUCCAGGACCGCCUCCUCAAGUGCUCCGACGCCCACACCGCCUUUGUCUGCGCAACCUGUGGCUCGCUCGCCGCCGUCUCCUCCGUCCAGGACGCCCUCACAGGCGUCAUCUCGCCAGUCUGCACCCGCACCACAUGCAAGGGCGGUGUCGUCCGCGAGCUCGAGCUCCCCUAUGUCUUCCGCUAUCUUGUCGCAGAGCUCGGCGCCAUGGGCAUUGCCAUGGAGCUGGACGUCCGCGAUCUCGAGUGAUCGUAAUGAACGCUCUCCAUGCAA
Molecule: messenger RNA, 3558 nt
Organism: Thecamonas trahens ATCC 50062
Lineage: Eukaryota; Apusomonadida; Apusomonadidae
Product: DNA-directed RNA polymerase
Exons: 2
Coding region: 1-3534 (1177 amino acids)
Biological process (GO): DNA-templated transcription
Cellular component (GO): nucleus; RNA polymerase I complex
Molecular function (GO): DNA binding; DNA-directed RNA polymerase activity; ribonucleoside binding
Source: RefSeq, a predicted model, not a curated record